Molecule: messenger RNA, 1244 nt
Organism: Panthera uncia (snow leopard)
Lineage: Eukaryota; Metazoa; Chordata; Mammalia; Carnivora; Felidae
Gene: PPP2CB
Product: protein phosphatase 2 catalytic subunit beta
Exons: 7
Coding region: 9-938 (309 amino acids)
Biological process (GO): mitotic cell cycle; peptidyl-serine dephosphorylation
Cellular component (GO): cytosol
Molecular function (GO): protein serine/threonine phosphatase activity
Source: RefSeq, a predicted model, not a curated record
GGGCCGCCAUGGACGACAAGGCGUUCACCAAGGAGCUCGACCAGUGGGUCGAGCAGCUGAACGAGUGUAAACAGCUUAACGAGAACCAAGUGCGGACGCUGUGCGAAAAGGCUAAGGAAAUUUUAACAAAAGAAUCAAAUGUGCAAGAGGUUCGUUGUCCUGUUACCGUGUGUGGAGAUGUGCAUGGUCAAUUCCAUGAUCUUAUGGAACUCUUUAGAAUUGGUGGAAAAUCACCAGAUACAAACUAUCUAUUCAUGGGCGACUAUGUAGACAGGGGCUAUUACUCAGUGGAGACUGUGACUCUUCUUGUGGCAUUAAAGGUGCGUUAUCCAGAGCGCAUUACAAUAUUGAGAGGAAACCAUGAAAGCCGACAAAUUACCCAAGUAUAUGGCUUUUAUGAUGAAUGUCUACGAAAGUAUGGAAAUGCCAAUGUUUGGAAAUAUUUUACAGAUCUAUUUGAUUAUCUUCCACUUACAGCUUUAGUAGAUGGACAGAUAUUCUGCCUUCAUGGUGGCCUCUCUCCAUCCAUAGAUACACUGGAUCAUAUAAGAGCCUUGGAUCGUUUACAAGAAGUUCCACAUGAGGGCCCAAUGUGUGAUCUGUUGUGGUCAGAUCCAGAUGAUCGUGGUGGGUGGGGUAUUUCACCACGUGGUGCUGGCUACACAUUUGGACAAGACAUUUCUGAAACAUUUAACCAUGCCAACGGUCUCACACUGGUUUCUCGAGCUCACCAACUUGUAAUGGAGGGAUACAAUUGGUGUCAUGAUCGGAAUGUGGUUACCAUUUUCAGUGCACCCAAUUACUGUUAUCGUUGUGGGAACCAGGCUGCUAUCAUGGAAUUAGAUGACACUUUAAAAUACUCCUUCCUUCAGUUUGACCCAGCACCUCGUCGUGGAGAGCCUCAUGUUACCCGGCGCACCCCAGACUACUUCCUGUAAAUUCCUCCUGGGAAAAACCUGCCUUUGUAUGUGGAAGUAUACCUGGCUUUUUAAAAUAUAUAUAUUUAAAAACAAAACAAAAAAAAAGCAACAGUAAUCUAUGUGUUUCUGUAACAGAUUGGGAUCUGUCUUGGCAUUAAAACCAUAUCAUGGACCAAAAUGUGCCAUACUAAUGAGCAUUUAGCACAAUUUGAGACUGAAACUUAGUACAACACUAUGUUCUAGAUCGGUCAGUCUUAACAGUUUGCCUGCUGUAUUUGUAGUAACCAUUUUCCUCUGGACUGUUGAAGCAAAAAAGGUAACUAA